Molecule: messenger RNA, 717 nt
Organism: Alternaria ethzedia
Lineage: Eukaryota; Fungi; Ascomycota; Dothideomycetes; Pleosporales; Pleosporaceae
Exons: 3
Coding region: 1-717 (238 amino acids)
Source: RefSeq, a predicted model, not a curated record
AUGCACGCCAGAAUUGCUGCUCUCCUCCUCCCGGUCCUCGCCGCGGCCAACCCUCUGCCCCAGACUACUUCUGAGGAUGCUCCUCCCGCAGAGCAGAUCACUAUCGUUGACACGUCAUACUCUGGUAACGGAUGUCCUCAAGGCUCCGUGUCCACCAGUACCUCGACGGACAAGACUGUCAUCACUUAUGGAUUCGAUCAAUUCCAGACCUACAUCGGUCCCGGCACUGUACCAGCAGACCGCAGCAAGAACUGCCAGCUCCACCUGAACUUGAAGUACCCCGGCGGCUUCCAGUACGCCGUCGUAGACGCCACCUACCACGGCUGGGCGCGUCUCGACGAAGGCGUAACCGGCAGCUUCAUCACGACCUAUUACUUCUCGCAAGACGCCGGCAAGACGCAAACCACGCGCAUGUCAGCCGUAGGCGGCGGCGCCCUCCUGACCGGCCAAGUCUACACCAAGCAAGACAGCGUUGAGACCACCGCCACCAUCUGGUCGCCCUGUGGCCAGAACGGCAUCCUCAACAUCAACAACAGAAUCUCACUUACGAACAAGAAGUCUGAUCAGGCGGGUGAGAUGAGCAACGAUGAUGCUACUGUUGCUUUCACCCAGCAGCUUCAUGUUGCGUGGAGGAAGUGCACACCGACUGGAUCGGGUGGCGGAAGUGGUAGUGUUAUUGGCAUUGGAAACCCUAGCGCGGACAUCGACUUUGAGUAG